CGCAUCAUAAAUAAAUAACAUUUUCUGCGCUACAGGUUUUGCUUCUUGUUCUGGUGGUGUUAAAGUCUAAAGAGUUUUCUAUUGAUUUAUUCAACACAACGCGCUUUUCUGCUUUAGUUUUUAUUUAUAUAAUAGGCUACAGAUCAAAACCAAACAGACAUGGAGGUGUCUCACCUCCUUUUUGGUCUUAGGCCUCGGGCAGGCCGCAAUUGCUGCGGUCUUAUCAAUUUGGAGACGCACCUGCCCAUGACCUAAGUGGAAGCCCAGAUACUUGACCUCCACCCGCCCAAUUGCACAUUUCUUCGGAUUAGCCGUGAGCCCAGCCUCCCUCAGUGACCUCAGGACCGCUCUCAAAUGCUCCAUAUGCCGCUGCCAAUCGUUAGUAUGGAUAAUGAUAUCGUCUAGGUAAGCAGCGGCAUACGUUGCAUGGGGUCGGAGGACACGGUCCAUGAGGCGCUGGAAGGUGGCCGGGGCUCCAAACAAUCCGAACGGAAGGGUUACACCAAUUUGUAACCCUUCCGUUCGGAUUGUUUGGAGCCCCGUGUUUGGCCAUCUGGUGGGCUGUCCUCACCCUCAGAUACUCCCUGCUGGGGCAGGAAUUCACCCUCUGUUCGGACCACGCUCCCCUCCAAUGGCUCCACCGAAUGAAAGACACCAAUGCCCGGAUCACCCGUUGGUAUCUUGCUUUACAGCCUUUUAAAUUCAAGGUGGUCCACAGGCCGGGUGCACAGAUGGCUGUGGCCGACUUCCUCUCUCGGCAAGGGGGGGGGCUGCAGGCUGGACGGCUCCCCGGCCUGAGUCGGGCGGUGGGGGUAUGUGGCAAGGGGGGCGUGGUUCAGCGAAGUCUGCAGCGGGAGAGAGAGUGAGGAGACGAGCGGUGAGUGAGUGGCGCUCGCACAAAUAAUGAACACCUGUGCCUUAUUCCAGUAACUGGCGUGGAGAGGCUUAAAAGGAGCAAGGCAGAGACAGUCUGGGAGAGAGGACCCGGGCCCGGAAACAAUGGCGCUGAUGGCUGGCUGCACCCCGAAGUUAGCGACAGAAGAAUAGAUAGCCCGAAAGACAACUAGAGAAACUACCACCUCGAGAAAUCUGAUGAUGAAUCUGAGACUAAGGCCAAAGAAAAGGACUCUGUGUGGAUGAAGACUUUUUCUCAUCUGUAGGACCAAAUGGCACUUCGAACAGACAAGAAGGGUUGAGGUCAAAGUGACAGCUGAUCUGGUAGUUCACAACCUCCCCCUAGCCUUUGCGGACCACUUGGGGCCUCUCCUAAAAGAAUGUUUCGGCGAUUCAAAGACAGCGCAGGAGUACAGGUGUGCCAGGACUAAGUCAUCCUGCAUUACCAAUGAAGCACUUGCACCAUAUUUCACACAGCAGCUUGCGAAGGAGAUGAAAAAAGCCCUGUAUACCCUUGUUACGGAUGGGUCGAAUGACACUGGAGUACAAAAGAUGAACCCGCUUACUGUCCGGGUCUUCAUGGGCAGCAAAGUUGUCCACCAGUUUUUAAGUAUGUGCACAACAAGUGGGACGAGAUGUGGGACAGCAAGUGCGAUCUUCACCAAAAUUAACUCCACCUUAGAGGAGCAUGGCAUCCCUUGGGAGAACUGCAUUGGUCUCUCAGUCGACAAUGCAGCUGUGAACCUUGGAUCACAUAAUUCCAUUGCCUCUAGGGUCCUCCAGAAGCAUCCCAACACCUAUAUUCAUGGUUAUCCUUGUCAUGUGUCACAUAACACUGCCAAAACUGCAGGAGUGGAAUUUUUUAAAGUGUCCAGUUUUGAUUUGGAGGAUAUGGUAGUGGACAUCGGUUACUGGUUCAAGGGUAGCACAAAUCGGAAAGAAUACCUGACAGAGUUUUGUGAGCUCCAUGAAGCGGAGUACAUGGAGGUCCUCCUGCAUAUCUCGGUUCGUUGGCUAAGCCUUGAACGUUGUGUGACCAGGAUCCUGAGGCUGUAUGAACCUCUGGCCAGCUACUACAAAUCUGCUAAUGAAAAUCAGGCCAGGUUCAUGAGGCUUGUGCAGACAUUCACUGACCCUAUGACAGAAGUGUACCUGCUUUUCUUCCAAGCCACUGUACCAACUUUCACUUCUUUCAACUUGCUUCUUCAGAGAGAGCAGUCGUCAAUAUUUUUGUUACAUGAUGAAAUGGUGAAAUUCGUACGCAAGCUAUGUUCGAAGUUUAUGGUUCCAGCAGCUCUGCGGGGCCAUGAGGAGCCUUGUGAAAUUGCCUUUAAAGAGAAGGCAAACCAUUUACCAGGAAGAAAGUUGAACAUUGGGUUCACAACCAGAGCUAAACUUAACAGAUUACUCGACGAGGGUGACAUCACACCACAGCAGGUGGAUUUAUUCCAUGAAGCUGUGUUGUGUUUCCUGACAAGUGCUGUGGACUAUGCACUUAAGAAGCUACCACUGGAAGAGCCACUGAUCAAACAUGCAAAAUUCGUAGAUGUACGGCAGAGGGCUGAAGUGACAUUGAAGAUGUCCAGUACUUUGUUGAAAGGUUUCCCCAUCUCCUCCCAUACCAUGGGCCAGAGGAGCAUGACCUUCUGGGUGAGGAGUUACUAAAUUAUCAGACCAUGCCAAUUAUAUCCCUGCAGGACGAAACUGAAAUGGAAAGCUUCUGGGCUGAAAUGGCAACCCAGAAACAUAAGGUGACAGGAGCCAAAGAAUUCGAGAGGCUUGCUGCCAUCGCCAAACUGGUCCUGGUGUUGCCCCAUGCAAACGCAGAUGCUGAGAGGGUGUUUUCAGUUGUGGGACUGAACAAAACCAAGAGAAGAAACAGCCUAGCAUUGGAUGGCACCCUGUCAUCAAUAAUGACCAUAAAGAUGGCCAAUCUGGAGCCCUGCUUCAAAUGGGA
Messenger RNA from Triplophysa rosa, 2851 nucleotides. RefSeq lists its product as uncharacterized. Lineage: Eukaryota; Metazoa; Chordata; Actinopteri; Cypriniformes; Nemacheilidae. The record is from RefSeq and is a predicted model, not a curated record. Bases 1387 to 2559 code for a protein of 390 amino acids. The transcript has 12 exons.